CUCGUCGGUGGCUCCGUCUCCGUUCCCGGCUCCUCCUUCAGGGCCUUCUUCGAGGACCGCGUCGCGCAGCUGGUCGACCUGGCCAACUUUGGCAGCUUUGGCAAGGUGACUUGCCUGUUGAGGGAGAUUUGGCUCCAGAGCGAGGUCAUCAGCCGGGCUUCGUCUCCUGGCUCCAACAACGAGGAGGUGCAGCAGCAGCAGCCACCCGCGUACAUCCACUGGAGGGAUGUGAUGCAGAUGAAGGGGUGGGAUUACCUUCUCAUUUAA
Podospora anserina S mat+ is the source of this 267-nucleotide messenger RNA. RefSeq lists its product as uncharacterized. The transcript has a single exon. Lineage: Eukaryota; Fungi; Ascomycota; Sordariomycetes; Sordariales; Podosporaceae. The annotation marks the transcript as partial. The record is from RefSeq and is a predicted model, not a curated record.